Messenger RNA from Drosophila subpulchrella, 2345 nucleotides. RefSeq lists its product as uncharacterized. The transcript is spliced from 5 exons. The record is from RefSeq and is a predicted model, not a curated record. Lineage: Eukaryota; Metazoa; Arthropoda; Insecta; Diptera; Drosophilidae. Bases 13 to 2253 code for a protein of 746 amino acids.
AUUAACUGAGUAAUGAACUUUUAUGUGCUCUCCUGGCUGCUUUUUUUCCUGGCUCCCGGGGGUUGUCCCAUAUACAGCAUCGACCUGGCCACUUUGGAGGUGCCGACCAACGAUUUCCAAAACGAACUGACCCUGCAAUCGAUGCUCAGCUCGGAGCUGCGGGCCUAUCGCAACGGGCUGAACGGGAGGAUCGAUGAGGAGCAGCAGGAGGAUCCUCCCUAUGCGCCGCCCAGGAGAUACCAGCAGCCGGAAUGGCUGCUUAAGGAUCUUCUGCCCAGGGAGCUGCAAAAGGCCACAAGGAGUGCGGCGGAAACAGAUGCCUUCCUGGGCACGAAUCUAUUUGGGAACUACCGCAAGAACUGCUUCUCCACGGAGGACAUUGCCCUGAUCUCCGCCCGCAAGGACUUUGAGCUGCUGGUGCCCAAAUCCUUCCCGCAUUGCCUGCUCACCGACAGCAUUGUCAAUAUGCUACUGCGGUACUUCAACACUGUUAACCAGAUUGUGAAGAGGAUGUCGGACGAUGACACGCGACUUAUCCUCCAGAGAGCUCUCUACGACGCUCUGGGUGGCUACCUGCGCUACUAUCUGGUGCCCAUGGCCCAGGUUUCCUACUACGCCGGAAGGAUCAAACUGAACACCGUGGAGCGUCUGGUGACCAUCUAUCGGCAGUGUAGAACUACCCUGAAUACAAAUGGAAAUGGCUGGCGAACGCCAAACAAGGACAUAAUGACCCAGUUCAAGGGAACGAAGAUUGAGCCUGUCAAUCUGCCCAAGAGCUGCCAGGAUCAGGAGGAUGCCUCUAGCUGUGCCGAGUUGGAUCAAAGCUGCAUUAUCCAAGAACCGGAUCAGGGUUCGAUGCUGGUGCCACUACCCCGCGUAGAAACACCGGAUGAAAGUGGUCUCCUGAGCAACAUCUAUCUGCCCUUCCGGAAGCGACGCAUCUACAAUCUUCGGUCACCCAGAUCCGCCUGUGUCCUCGUGAAGUUCUUUCAAACCCUCACCAGCUGUCAUCGAUUUCAGGGCAUCAGCCAGGUCAACUACAAUCGCCAGCUCCUCGCCUGGCUUAGGGAGAACUUGCAGAUGCACUAUGGUGAUGAGCUUUUCUACCCGGGAUUGGGAGGGGUACUGCAGAUCCAAGAGAGGUUAGUGCUGCAGCAGAAGAAUCCUGAGGAGGAAUCUCGAGAGACUCGGGCAUCACUCGAACAGGUUGAGGAAUGGACAUCUUCCUUAUCAAAAGAAGACUCCCGCAAGAUGAGUCGCUCUGCCAUCCACUGGCAGGAGGCUCCAGACUCUCAGCAGGAGCAGGAGCACCAAGACGAGUGGCUCACCGGUCUGGAGAAGGUUCACACGCGCCAGGAUGAAGUUGAGGAGUGCCGGGAGUGCGACAACGAUGACACCUUAAUCUGGUGCAUUGCCGCCUUCCUGGCACUGCUCCUGCUCCUCAUCCUGCUCAUCAUCUGCUGCUGCAUGCGAAGGGGCAGGAAGAAGAAGGUGGUUCCCACGGAUGCAGAGGCUCCUCCGCCCAAGGAAAAAAAGAAAAAAGUCAGAGAGCCGGUGAUAGUUACGGAGCCAGUGAAAGAAUCUGGGAAGGAGGAGCCUGAGGGCGAUCGCCGAUACUACUACUCUGGAUCUGGUCGCUCAACCUCUCAAAGAUCGGUUCAGAAUGAUCGCGAUCCAGGGAAUCCCGAGAUAGAUUCCUACACCUCCACCUCCUCGCUAGGCUGUCAGUUCAACAAGAAGUGCGUACCUCUAAAGUUCAACCGCACCAAAGGAGAGGAGUACUACAUACCAGACAAGAGUCGAGAUGAGGUGGCAAAGCCACUUUCCACCUUCAAGCUUCUCUCUGAGGAUUCCUCCUCUCAUAGGCCUCUCCGGCCUCCCCAUAAACCCGCUUUGAAGGCAACCCAAUCCGCCAUUCCCACCUCGGAAAGCGAUCUAAUCGCCAUGGACAAGGAUAGGAGGCGACAGAAACAAUCCAGGCAGGAGGAGAAGCGGAAAAGUCAUAAGGACACUAAGACCAGCCGGAGAAAAGAGCAGACCAAAUCCUCAGAAGAAAGCAGAAAGCAGUCUUCAUCGGAAAGGCGAACGACCAAACAAGUGAGGAUUGCAACGGACAACGAUUCUACGGAUGAUCCUCUUCUGCACAGGAAGAAGUCCUCAGAUAAGCCAGAACCCUCAUCGGGCCGACUAAGGGGCGGCACUGAGUCGGUAAAAGAUUCGCCCAGCUGGGAAACGACCUUUGACGACAUCUAAUUGACAUAGUUUUCACCUGUUUUGGUUUUUUGAAUCACUAUUUUGUUAAGUGUAUAUUUUUUGAUAAGCCAAUAAACCCUUUAAUCUUGUAA